GCUGUCGCUGUGUGCGGAAUGCCGGCCAGGAAGUCAGCUAUAGGAUCUUUGCUCGGGAGCGCCGGCGUUCGUCGUGCGUUGGCUCCAUGUAAAUCUGAGUCAGUCAGUGGCGGCAGGAGAGGCGAUAACAAGGUGGUGGUGGUGGCAGCAGUAGUGGCGGCGACGACAGCGGCGGGCACCCGGAGCGCAGGGAACAUGGAGCUGCGGGAGACGCUGGAUCUUUACAAGGAGACGGUUGAGUUGUAUCUAGGAUGGGGGACGAGUUAUGUGAACACACGGUUCCAGGGGAUGGAGCCCUGGCAGAUUGCUGCCAUCACAGUCAUGGCUACUCUGCUGGCAGUGUGGCUACAUGGCUUCCUCUUCAAACGGCAAAGUAUCUCCUCACGGUUAAGGAAGUUCUUCUUCAGGAUCAUAAGGAAAUUGCCAUUCCUUGCUGCUUCAAUACAGAAGAAACUUGACAAAGCACUCAACGACCUGGCUUCAAGUGUCCUAACCCUAGAAGAUGGAAUUACAUAUGUCACGUCUUUACCGGCACAUGGGCUAACGGAGUCUGAUCUCCUCACCAAGAUUAAAGAAUACAGCACAAUGGGGGAAGUAUGUUGGGAAAGGGGCCAAGUCUCUGGCACCGUGUAUAGUGGCGAUGAACAACUCACAAAACUGAUGGUGAAGGUCUAUGGGGACUUUGCUUGGAGCAAUCCCCUCCACCCGGAUAUCUUCCCUGGAGUGCGAAAGAUGGAGGCGGAGGUUGUUCGGAUGUCUUGCACACUCUUCCAAGGAGGACCUGACUCCUGCGGAACGGUAACGUCUGGUGGAACCGAAAGCAUCCUCAUGGCUUGCAAAGCCUACAGGGACCUUGGGCUCGAAAGGGGAGUGAAGUAUCCGGAAAUCCUCGCUCCAAUAAGUGCCCAUGCUGCUUUCGACAAGGCUGCCCAUUACUUUGGCAUGAAUAUAGUCCAUGUUCCUUUGGAUAAAGAGACAAUGCAGGUGGAUGUGAAGGCCAUGAAAAGAGCCAUUUCUCGGAACACCGUCAUGCUGGUCUGCUCUGCGCCUCAGUUUCCACAUGGAGUCAUGGACCCAGUCGAGAAGAUUGGCAAGCUGGCCUUGGAUUAUGAGAUCCCUCUGCACGUGGAUGCCUGCCUGGGGGGCUUUCUUAUAGUCUUCAUGGAGAAGGCUGGUUAUUCUCUACCACCCUUCGAUUUCCGUGUUAAGGGAGUGACGAGCAUCUCGGCUGACACACACAAGUACGGAUAUGCCCCCAAAGGUUCAUCAGUUGUACUAUACAGCGACAAGAAAUAUCGACACUACCAAUUCUUUGUCGCCCCAGACUGGCAGGGAGGUAUCUAUGCAUCACCCACGAUCGCAGGGUCGAGACCAGGUGGGAUCAUUGCUGCUUGCUGGGCAACGAUGAUGUACAAGGGCGAAGAUGGUUACGUGAAGGCUACAAAGAAGAUAAUUGAUACGGCACGACACAUCAUAGCUCAGUUAAAGAAAAUAAAGGAAAUCUUCAUCUUUGGAAAGCCUGAAGUAUCUGUUGUAGCCAUUGGCUCGGACACUUUUGAUAUAUUCCGAUUAUCAAAUGCAAUGACAUCCAAAGGGUGGAACCUCAACACCUUGCAGUUCCCUUCCAGCAUUCACAUAUGUGUGACGCUCCUGCACACCAGGAGCGGUGUGGCUGACCGGUUCGUGGGGGAUGUUCGUCAGAGCGUGGCUGAAAUAAUGAAAAACCCAGCGGAGAAGACAACUGGGCGGGGUGCGAUCUACGGGAUGGCGCAGUCGAUUCCUGAUCGCUCUCUGGUGACGGAAAUCUCCCAUGGAUUCCUGGACUGCCUCUACAGCACCGAACUUCCCAAUAACAAGAAAAGCCACAUGAAUGGAGACUCGACAAAACACUGAAGAGCACAAAUUAACUUUUUAAAAGAGAAAGGAAAUCAUGGAUUGCGUAGCAAGAGAAAGUUUUAGCGGACAGCUGAGGUGUCCAGAACCAAAUUCUAUUCCUUGCUUUUUGCAGGCAUUUAAAAAUCUGGGAAUAUAUAAUUGGAUAAGGUGGGGUUAAUUUUGUUGUUUUUUUAUUUGUUUUUCAUUUGCCACUUCUGAAUCCCAAAAAGCCUUGACUUUGUACUUU
Molecule: messenger RNA, 2122 nt
Organism: Amblyraja radiata (thorny skate)
Lineage: Eukaryota; Metazoa; Chordata; Chondrichthyes; Rajiformes; Rajidae
Gene: sgpl1
Product: sphingosine-1-phosphate lyase 1
Exons: 14
Coding region: 19-1893 (624 amino acids)
Biological process (GO): sphingolipid catabolic process; carboxylic acid metabolic process
Cellular component (GO): endoplasmic reticulum
Molecular function (GO): pyridoxal phosphate binding; sphinganine-1-phosphate aldolase activity
Source: RefSeq, a predicted model, not a curated record